AUGAUUGGGAUGAUUGCAACUGCUAGAAGGAAACCAACAGGUGCUUUACCCAAGAAAAAGAAUUUAAUACGGACACACAGAUCAAGAUCUCCAAGUAAAAAAAGAAAAUACCUUGGAUACAGAUUAAUUGGAUCUGGUACUUUUGGUUCUGUUUAUAAAGCGCGAACUAUUGCCGGUAAAGUUGUUGCUAUUAAAAGUGUUAAACAAGAUCCGCAAUAUAAAAACAGAGAAUUAGAAAUAUUAAAAAUUCUUCAUUCAAGAUAUUGCAUAAAAUUAAAAGAUCAUUACUUUACACGGAAGAAUAACGGAAAAGAUGUAUACUUAAAUAUAGUUAUGGACUAUUUUCCAUAUACUGUACACUCAUAUACAAUGAAAUUACGAGAUCAACAGAAACGAAUUGGAAAUACACUGCUAAAAAUCCUUGCGUAUCAAAUUUUCGCUGGUUUAAGAUACCUCCAUGCUAAAGGAAUCGUUCACCGCGAUAUAAAACCAGAGAAUAUUAUGUUCAGUCCUGUUACAGGGAAACUCAAAAUCACUGAUUUUGGAUCAGCAAAAGUUAUUAAACCAGGCGAUACUAGUGUUUCUUACAUUGCUUCUCGAUUUUAUCGAGCUCCAGAAUUAAUUUUAGGAUGCGAACAAUAUACAGGCGCAAUCGACGUUUGGGCAGCAGGGUGCGUCAUAGCAGAGAUGCUCAGAAUGGGUGAAGUCCUUUUUGAAGGAAUGACAGGAACUGGUCAAAUUAUUCCAAUAAUACAGCUCUUAGGAAAGCCUACACAAUCAGACUUGAGCUCAUUCCAACACACAGCACCAGUUCCGACAUCAUUGACCAAACCGAUUAUCAAAUUAGAAGAUCAAUUACCGAAAACAACCAAUUCAAAGCUGAUUGCUCUUCUAAAACAGAUAUUUGUUUAUAAUCCAACAAAGAGAAUAACAGCUGCUCAAUGUCUUCAACAUCCAUACUUUGAAGACUUAUUUAAAGAAGGCAAGAUGAUACCCAAUACAGAUAGACCUGUAGCAUCAAUAAUUAAUCGCCAAUUACCUUAA
This is a messenger RNA of Trichomonas vaginalis G3, 1044 nucleotides long. RefSeq names its product STKc GSK3 domain-containing protein. Gene Ontology annotation, molecular function: protein serine/threonine kinase activity; ATP binding. Gene Ontology annotation, biological process: protein phosphorylation; signal transduction. Gene Ontology annotation, cellular component: cytoplasm. The record is from RefSeq and is a predicted model, not a curated record. Lineage: Eukaryota; Parabasalia; Trichomonadida; Trichomonadidae. Bases 1 to 1044 code for a protein of 347 amino acids. The transcript has a single exon.